UUUAUUAAUUCCUUCUUUACAUAAAUAAAUGUCAACUGAUUUCCAAAUAAACCAACUCUUUUUUCAUUAUAUAUAAUUACAUCCUCCACUCAACCAUUUCAAUCUAAACAUAAAUGAUGAUCAUGGAAAAACAUUCCAAUCCAAAAUCCAAAUUCAUGAAAUUUCUUCCCAGAGCCGCCUCUGCCGUUAAUUUCCACAACCCACCCGUCAGUCCCGGUAGGGAAACUCGACCCCUCGCCGGUCGAGGAUUUUCCGGUCCCAUGAACUUCUCGAUCAUACCACGGGAAGCGCGAAUUACCAAAUCCAAUAACUCCGGUUUCGAAACGCCGGAGCCUACGUCGCCCAAGGUGUCCUGCAUCGGCCAAAUCAAGCACAAGAAGAAGUUGAAGGGCAUGGCUAAGACAGCUGCUGCGGCCACGGUUGAGUCCAAGAAUCGGCUUCCGCCAUCGAGGAUUAAGAGAAUUUUUACAGGUGGGAAAGUACUAGGGAGGGCAAAAUCCAACGUCGCGGGGGCUGCGGCUCAGUCGGGGAAACCGCCGUUGCCGGAGAGAGCGCCGGGGCUGAAUCAGAUGAAGAGAUUCUCGAGUGGACGUGGCGCUUUGGCGAAUUUUGAUUGGACAGCACAGAUUGCUCCGGAGGAUGAGGUGGAGGGAGAGGGGCGGAGAACGGUGUGGAUUGGUGAAGAAGUUGGGCCAUUUCAACCGAGAAAAGAAGUGAAUAUAUGGAAGAGAAGAACCGUAGUUCCCCCAACACCUCUUCAACUCAACUCAACCAUUGUCAAACAAAAAUGAUACUGUGUGUAUUCUUUUCUUUUUGUAAUUUUACCCCAAAAGAGAGAGGAAAAUGUAAGAAUAUUUUAAUACAAAUCUAGAAUGGGUUUCUAGUUAAGUUUUGUAAAUUUGUGUUGGCAAAUUUCAUUUUCUCUAAAGAAAAAGAAAAAAGAAAUUAAUUGGCAACUAAUUUACUCUUCAAAAGUAUAUUAAUUUCUCCAUUGAUAUAGAUUUUAGGUACUUCACUUCGGUUAUACAUGUAUUCGUCUUAGGUUGGGAAACUUGUGUUCUAUAAAGUUGAAAUUGUGUAUUUACGUUCAUUUAUGUUGGCA
Cucumis sativus (cucumber) is the source of this 1102-nucleotide messenger RNA. RefSeq lists its product as uncharacterized. The record is from RefSeq and is a predicted model, not a curated record. Lineage: Eukaryota; Viridiplantae; Streptophyta; Magnoliopsida; Cucurbitales; Cucurbitaceae. The transcript has a single exon. Bases 114 to 791 code for a protein of 225 amino acids.